Aspergillus tubingensis is the source of this 1077-nucleotide messenger RNA. Its product is annotated as NAD(P)-dependent alcohol dehydrogenase. Gene Ontology annotation, molecular function: zinc ion binding; L-iditol 2-dehydrogenase (NAD+) activity. Lineage: Eukaryota; Fungi; Ascomycota; Eurotiomycetes; Eurotiales; Aspergillaceae. Bases 1 to 1077 code for a protein of 358 amino acids. The transcript is spliced from 3 exons. Gene Ontology annotation, biological process: D-sorbitol catabolic process. The record is from RefSeq and is a predicted model, not a curated record.
AUGAGUACCCAGAAUACCAGCGCUCAGAAUCUUUCCUUCGUUCUUGAGGGAAUACACCGCGUCAAGUUCGAAGACCGGCCAAUCCCAGAGAUAAAAGAUCCUCACGACGUACUGGUGAACGUCAGGUUCACUGGUAUAUGUGGUAGUGAUGUUCAUUAUUGGGAACAUGGCUCCAUUGGCCAAUUUGUUGUCAAGGAUCCUAUGGUCCUGGGACACGAAUCUUCCGGUGUUGUCAGCAAGGUUGGCUCUGCCGUCACCAGUCUAAAGGUAGGAGACUGCGUUGCGAUGGAGCCAGGAAUCCCAUGUCGCCGCUGCGAACCAUGCAAGGCGGGAAAAUAUAAUCUCUGUGUGAAAAUGGCUUUCGCAGCGACACCUCCAUACGACGGUACCCUGGCCAAGUAUUACGUCCUGCCCGAAGACUUUUGCUAUAAGCUUCCUGAAAGCAUCACCCUACAGGAGGGUGCACUUAUGGAGCCCCUUAGUGUUGCCGUCCAUAUCGUCAAACAGGCUGGGAUAAACCCGGGUCAAUCAGUGGUAGUCUUCGGUGCUGGCCCGGUUGGACUUCUCUGCUGUGCUGUGGCGAAGGCUUACGGUGCGUCCAAGGUUAUCGCGGUUGAUAUUCAGAAGGGUAGGCUAGAGUUUGCCAAGAAGUACGCAGCAACGGCCACGUUUGAGCCAGCUAAAGCCGCGGCGUUGGAGAAUGCUCAACGGUUAAUAGCCGAAAAUGAUCUGGGCUCGGGUGCAGAUGUUGCCAUUGACGCUUCAGGAGCGGAGCCCUCGGUUCACACAGGCAUUCACGUUCUGCGUGCUGGGGGAACAUAUGUCCAGGGCGGCAUGGGCAGAAGCGAAAUUACCUUCCCAAUAAUGGCGGCUUGCACCAAAGAACUGAACGUCAAGGGCAGCUUCCGUUAUGGGAGUGGUGACUACAAGCUUGCAGUCUCCUUAGUAGGUAGUGGAAAGGUGAACGUGAAGGAACUGAUCACGGGUGUUGUCAAGUUCGAGGAUGCCGAGCGAGCAUUCGAAGAGGUUAAAGCUGGAAAGGGCAUCAAAACGCUUAUUGGUGGUGUCGAUUCAUAA